AUGGAAGAAGCAAGCACUAGUGAUUAUUGGAAGGGGCAUCCUAGGUUCACUUCAACUGGUACCAUUGAUGUCCCUGUUUUCUAUCCAACAAUUCAUGAAAUGAGAGAUUUUCCCACUUUUAUUGAUAAAAUUGAACAGAUGCAUCAUGCACAUCUUAUCUGUGGAAUUGUUAAGAUUGUUCCACCUCCGGAAUAUCACGCUCGUAAAUCUAAUGAUUAUUCGGAUGUUGAUAACUACAUCAUUGAACAGCCUGUGAAAGAAAAAAUUGAAGGAAGUGGUGGUAUUUAUACGAAAACAAACCGUCUUUUUCGCAAAUCGAUAUCAGUUCGCGAUUUCCGAGUACUGUGCGAUAAAAUGCGUUUGCCAAAAGAAGGCUUAUCUCCGGAAGAAGUAGAAAAAUAUUAUUGGAAAACAAUUUUGCAAGGCGAGCCAGUGUAUGGUGCCGAUACUCCUGGAUCGAUAUGUGAUCCUGAUUUAAAAGAAUUCAAUAUGAAUCAUUUGAAUACUGUUCUUGAUUUACUCGAUAAUUUUGAGAUCAAAAUCAAAGGUGUAAACACAGUAUACUUGUAUUUCGGCAUGUGGAAAACCACUUUUCCAUGGCAUACAGAAGAUAUGGAUUUAUAUUCAAUCAAUUAUUUGCAUUAUGGAGAACCUAAGUUUUGGUACGCUAUUGCUACUGAAUCAAACAGUCGUUUCGAAAGACUUGCAGCGCAGACAUUUCCGUCUGCUGCCAAGAAUUGCAAAUCGUUUCUUCGACAUAAAACAUUUAUGAUUUCACCUCAUGUCUUAAAACGCUAUAAUAUUAAAUUUGGUACCAUGGUUCAAUAUCCAAAUGAAUUUAUUAUAACAUUUCCUCGAGGUUAUCAUAUGGGCUUUAACAUGGGUUACAAUUGUGCAGAAUCUACGAACUUCGCUUCUGAUCGUUGGGUUGAUUUUGGGAAAAAUGCGUUGGUUUGCACUUGUCGUGCCGAUAAUGUUGAAAUUGAUAUGCGACCAUCUAUGAAACAGUUUCGCCCUGAUGAAUAUAAUAAAAAGAUGGUUCGUAAAUUGUGUUUAGGGAAAAACGCAUUGGUUUGUACUUGUCGUACUGAUAGUGUUGAAAUUGAUAUGCGACCAUUUAUGAAACAAUUUCGCCCUGAUGAAUAUGAUGGAUGGUUUAAAUAUUGGUAUGGGGAACGCAUCGUUAAAGAGAAAAAAAAAGUUUCUGCUUCUAAAAGGCAACCGAUUCAUAAUGAUUCUGCAGUUGAAAAAAAGAGGCGCCGCAUAAACCAGAUGAGUAAAGGUACUCGAGGUCCAUAUAUCGAAAUUUCUCAAGAUAGCGGCUCAGAUUCUAAUGAAGAUGAAAACACGCGAUUCAUGAACUCUAAAUCUAUGGCGGACCUGAUUUCAAACGACCAGUGGAAGAAAAAGGUUCGACUUCUUUGGUCAAAUUUGCCAAUAGAUUUUAAUGCUGAAAGGGAGUUUAAUAAUUGCCGCGCGAGCGAGUCACCCCAUUGUUCUGUAUGUCAAUACUUUGUGCCAAAACCGCUAUUAAUUAAACGUGACAGAAUUCCAGCAAGUUCUGUCCGGCUUAUAAGAAGAGCUUGGUAUGCAAAAGUUGAUCCAGAUCAAUGCGAUAUUGAUGAUAACGCAAUCGAAGAUCGUUUAUUGCGUUGUAGCAAUUGUUAUGUAGUUGUUCAUUUCGGUUGUUAUCCUGUUGGUAAUGUUCCAGCAGAUAUAAAUGAAUGGAAAUGUGCACGAUGUUGCCGACGUGAUGAUCUCAUGAUUCGUUUUGCCAGUUGUCAUCUUUGUGAGCUUCGUGGAGGUGCAUUAAUUCCGGCUAUGAAUAGCAGUGGCGAUUUUGUUCAUGUUAUAUGCGCAUUAUUAAACCGACGAACGAUAUUUGUCGAUCCUAUUCGAUUGGAUUUGGCUUAUACAAGGCCUUUUAAGAAACUCAGGGCUUCUGUUUUAUUUGAAAAUCGACCUAGUGCCGAAUAUUUAAAUGCAUCAGAUUUAAAUUCCGACCUAGGGAAAUUUGAAUGCGAAUACUGCUUAAAUUCAAGGGAAGGUUUGCUUAAAUGUGUCCUUUGUGAUGAUGUGUUGUUUCACGCAACCUGUGGGCGUUUGGCUGGUGUUUCCUAUGAAUUCCGUAAUUGGCCAGACUUGACUGUUGCAGUGUGUCCUGAUCACAAUGAAGUGGUGGAUAAUGCACCACCUUUGAUUGUUGGGGAUAAAGUAAGAGUUGCUGUUGAUGGGUCUCGCAAGAUGGUUAAAGGAAUGGUGUUGAAUAUUGAGUACCAUGAUUGCUGUACGAUUAGUUUUAUGGAUCGCAAUUGGAGUGAUGACGUAAUACCGUCAGAUAUAGUUGAAUGUGAAUGUGAUCGCAUAGGCUGUGGAGGAUUUCACGUUCCAGGUGCAAAGAUAAGAUUGAAGUGGGAUGAUGGGCUGAUAUAUGAUGGAGUUUUUCGUAACAGGUAUAAACGUGCAACUUAUAUAAUACAGUUAGCAGCAAAUUUUUCGAAGUUGCCUAAGAUUAUAAAAGUUGGGCGUGAUGCCAUAUUCGCUCGUGGCGAAAAGCCUGUAAAUUUAGAUGGUACUUGA
Dracunculus medinensis (Guinea worm) is the source of this 2580-nucleotide messenger RNA. NCBI's taxonomy places the organism in Eukaryota, Metazoa, Nematoda, Chromadorea, Rhabditida, Dracunculidae. The record is from the annotation of a GenBank genome assembly.